AUGUCAUCCGUCAAAACAGGUGUGUGCACUCCCACUCACUUGAAUGCCGAGGUUUGGUCCUCCGGUACGAUUUCAGGUCUGCGGGUCUACUUUAACGAAAGCUACCUAGUCGGUGGUAUUGGGUAUUUCGGCCUCUCUGGCUUGUACACCAAUCACAAACUUGUACAAAACGGGGUCGCUGCAACACCAUCAUACUUCCCAGGUUUUUGGAUGCACUACAAAAUGAGCGAUACUCUAAUUGAUCAGCUGGAUGUGGUUUCAUUUAAGAACGAUGCAAACUUUUAUCCCCCCGCGAAAGAAUACUGCCCCGACGGAAUUCUGGGGUGCGAGAACAAUUGCUCAAAGUCGGAAGCGUGCACAAAACGGGAAAGUGCUGGCAAUGGUGAAAAGUGCUUGGUUGUGGCCAUGAUGACUCCUUACUUUGAUCAAGGUUAUUUUCAAGCGGUGCUCUCCAACUUAGAGAUUCCUGCGUACUUCUGCUUUAUCGGUUAUGGAGGAGUCAACAAAUAUGCAGCAGAUGCAGUUGCAAAUGGGAAACCAGUGCUUUUCUACCAUUACGAGCCUGAUAUGUUCCAUAUAAGACACAAGGGAAAAUUCGACCGGGUGUUUCUGCCACGAACCGACCCCGAACGCGUUAAGUUGUCGACAGGAGGCUACGGUGAGAAUGGCUACGGUAAAAAGACAGAUAACCCCGUGGAUGUGGACUAUCCGAGCCUUCAGCUCACCAGCUUCCAUCCUGAACCAUCUCCGUAUUUCCGUGCGGCAUGCAACUGGGUGAAGGCAAACUACGACACGUGGAGUGAGUGGGUGGACCGCUUGCCAUUGUGUACAUUCGAAGAACACGUCGUGAGCCAAGUGAUCGGCUGUGGCAAUGAUACCUCUGUGCGAGAAAUCAAGUUUUCGUGGAAGUCUUCAAACCCAGGAAACGCGUCGUUGCCGUACAACUGCGACGGAGGCGUGUCUACUCUUCCGAAUACGCUCGCCACAAGCCGCUCUUGUGAUUGGAUCUUUGAGAAUCGACGCACGUGGACUGGUUGGAUUGAUCAAAAGCCUGAGUGCGACUCGAGCUUUUACCAUUACUCAGUGUCAGAGUGUGCUUCCGAUUCUCUCCGUACGGUUCAGUACGUUUGGAAGCUCCCAAACGCCUCACAUCCUCAGUAUUCUGCAGAAUGCUCGGGUGGAGACAAGCUACCGGACACUCUCACCAUUGAUUGCGAGUAUAUGCCGACAUCCUCACCUUCGUUUGCAGCCAUGACAGUGUUCGCUGCCAUCGUGGCAUGUUUAUUGGCUGUAGCCAUUCUGCUAGUGGUCAAGAACCGCAACGCUCCGAUCAUCCGACGCUCGCAAUACGAAAUGCUACUGCUCAUGAUCUUUGGCGGAUUCUUCACGACGGGGGCGGCUGUGGCUUAUGCUGGGAAACCCACCAGAACACUCUGUGGAAUCCGUCCGCUACUGGUUUGCAUGGGGUUCACAACGAUAUUUGGCGCUCUCGUCAUCAAAUCUCUACGUGUCUACCGCGUUUUCAUGAAAGCUGCCAUGAAGCGAGUCAAGGUGACACUGUUUAAGAUCCUAAAGAUCCUCUCCAUCUUCUACAUCGGAGACAGCGUCAUAUUUGUAGCCUGGUACACUGCCGAUUUCCCGGAACCGACCAUCACAACGAAAGAUGCUACGGAGUUUCGCGGUACCGUCGACCGAAUCUCCUGCAGCUCGUCAAGCUUCAUCUUUACGGCGCUACUUAUCUUCUGGAAAGCUAUCCUGCUCAUGUUGGGACUCUACCUGUCGUUCCUCAUCCGCAACGUGUCGGUGGAUUUCCAGGAGUCUCCGUGGAUUUUCGGUUCGGUGGUGGUUGUCCUCGUAGGCUGCCUCGUCAUCAUGCCGAUGUCGUAUAUGGUUGACAUGCGAGCGUCGACAUACUACGUGUUUCUCGCGUGCUGUUUGCUCGUUUGCACGAUUCUAAUCAUCCGCAUCUUCUGCUUCCAGUGGUGCUAG
Phytophthora infestans T30-4 is the source of this 1989-nucleotide messenger RNA. RefSeq lists its product as uncharacterized. Gene Ontology annotation, cellular component: membrane; G protein-coupled receptor heterodimeric complex. The transcript is spliced from 3 exons. Gene Ontology annotation, molecular function: G protein-coupled GABA receptor activity. Lineage: Eukaryota; Oomycota; Peronosporomycetes; Peronosporales; Peronosporaceae. The record is from RefSeq and is a predicted model, not a curated record. Gene Ontology annotation, biological process: G protein-coupled receptor signaling pathway. Bases 1 to 1989 code for a protein of 662 amino acids.